AAGAUGUCUGGGUCAUACGGCUUUGCCAGCUGUCUGCAACUGUUCUCGCUCUAUUCGACCAUUGUAAGCGCUCAUAUGUCCUCCGUGUUCGGGUACGUGCCUAAUGCCGGAAUGGAAGCUAUAACACUGGACCGGGAGGUGGACUUCAUAUGGAGAAAGCGAUGGACCGUAUCCAAGACGUUGUUUAUCUAUAAUCGCUAUAUGGGCGCCUUCAUAUUGAUAGCUGAAGCAAUCCUAUUCAUGGACUCGCGAAGGCUACCACAUGACACGUACGUGAUAUUCAUGCAUCAAGAGUGUUCAUCAACGUUGCCUUGCCUGUGUCUGUAUCCUAGAUGCUUCACCCUCUUAAAGAUGCAAGCAUGGCUGAGCGCAUCUGUUGUAUGGUGUAUGCAGGCGAUCCUUAUCAUGCGCGUCUUCGCGCUGUACAAUAAUUCGCGGAGAAUAUUCUCGCUCAUCGCUGCCGGAUUCGUGCUGGAGGUUGGCGCCAUACUGAUACUCAAGCUGAAAUAUCAAGCACAUCAAGUCUCCACUGAACCGGUACCCGGCCUUCACAUAUGUACCCCCAUAAAUGUGCCUGAACUCUUCUGGACGUUCUGGGUUCCGAUUAUCAUAUUCGAGUUCCUUCUCAUGUUGUUCCCUCUUCGUAUGAGCUUCGACUACCUGAGACACAUGUUGUCCAUGCCUCGGGGAAAUGACCCUUGGAUCGGAGAAGUAUUACUGAAUAUCCUCAUCAGGGAUUCAUUGCUCUACUUUCUUGUUGUAACGCUUACCUAUCUCGCGAUAGCCAUCAUGUGGGCCAGGUUUCCAGCUAUAUGGAUUGAGAUCCCUGAGGGCUUCAGUGGCGCCAUGACCUGCAUCAUGGGAUCCAGGCUCACCCUAAACAUGCGCGAGGCUUUUUACAAGCCUUUUAGUACCGUUGGGCGACUGACCACCUUCAAGACACCGCCCGGGCUGAGUGAAUUCAGGGAUGCACUGGAAGACGCCGCGGGGCAUGCGUAUCCUCACAAACAAGGAACACAUUCCAUGGACGAUCCCACAGGCGUGAUUGGGGAUGUAGAGCUAGAGAACCGCUCACAGGAUCAUCUAGAGGUUCGAAUGUCUACCGCGGAUGAUCACAGCGACUUGGGCUGGAACCCGAUGACUUUCCGGCCGAAUGAGAGUCUAGAAAACAUACGCAGGAUGCGUCAACAGCCAUUUCAGCCUCCUACACCCUAG
Molecule: messenger RNA, 1215 nt
Organism: Punctularia strigosozonata HHB-11173 SS5
Lineage: Eukaryota; Fungi; Basidiomycota; Agaricomycetes; Corticiales; Punctulariaceae
Exons: 16
Coding region: 4-1215 (403 amino acids)
Source: RefSeq, a predicted model, not a curated record